Messenger RNA from Mycosarcoma maydis (corn smut), 7092 nucleotides. RefSeq lists its product as uncharacterized. NCBI's taxonomy places the organism in Eukaryota, Fungi, Basidiomycota, Ustilaginomycetes, Ustilaginales. Gene Ontology annotation, biological process: dynein-driven meiotic oscillatory nuclear movement; microtubule cytoskeleton organization; establishment of mitochondrion localization. Gene Ontology annotation, cellular component: cell cortex; mitochondrion. The transcript has a single exon. Gene Ontology annotation, molecular function: phospholipid binding; tubulin binding. The record is from RefSeq and is a predicted model, not a curated record. The coding region runs from base 1 to 7092 and encodes 2363 amino acids.
AUGGACCCUUCCGCUCCCGACACAAGCUCGGAUGGCCUCUUUGAAAGCAAUUUCCCUCCCUCCCCUUCCCCCGCUUCGAGGCUCGCCUAUCCUACUUCGCCCAAGGACAUGCCCACUGGAUCUCAACUCGCCUUCCGUCCACCACCUCGUCCCGGUUCAUCACUACGCAAGGGCAGGAAGAGCGAUUUCAACACUCCUGCUCCACCUCCGCUUCCCACAGCACCCAUCCCUGUGUACGAGCAUCAACCUCUCUCAGACGCUACCAACCUGGGCUCGCAUCGCACCAUGUUUGACGAAAAACACAUGCUACCUUCGCCCUCGCGUUCCGUGGUUAGGUCCAACAGCCACCGCUCCUUCGAGAAUGGAAAAACCGUCGAUAUGACGCGUCUCGUGCGUGAGCGAUUGCAAGUGCUACGCGAGGAAAACGAGACUCAGGUCAACUCGGCUGGUCUAUUGGGACAAGGCUUGCUCGGCUUGCGCAGCAAGAUCGAGUCGCUCAUGGACGAGCUCGCAGAGGAGCUAAGUGCAGUCAACGACCAGUCCGAUGGAAGUCAGGGCGACAAACCCGCCAACUUCAGGAUCCGUGAUUUGAACGAAAGGAUCGAAGCCGAGAUUGAAGACCUCGAAAGGCAAAAGCAGAAACUCUUCUCCGACAUCACCGUCCACAACGUCGAUAUCACCAACGCCGACGCCGCCGCCGCCGACGCCUCCAUGCUGAGUCUCUCCGAAACGCCUUCCAAAGCAAGCCGCGUUGCCGAUGCCAUCCGCAACCUCACUGCAACGCCGGGCAAGUCGCCAGCUCCACCGACCAAUGCUACACCCAGGCAUACAGAUCGACGCAGCCGCAACGCUGCUGCUCGCCAGGCCAAAGCCGACACGGACCUCAUCAACGAGAUUCAAGCCGGUCUCGUGCAGGAGGUGCGUCGACUUCAAGGCUUGCUCAAGGAACGAGACGACCAGCGCGUCUCACUCGAACGCUCGCAUGCCGAGCUCGAAAAGCAACUCGACCAGUACAAGCCUCGUGUCAUCCAGAUGACCGAGACCGAGGAUGCGCUCAAGCAGGAGAAUUGGGAUCUCAACGUAUCCAAGCAGAACCUCGAGGAGCAGCUCAGCGAGAUCAAGUCUACACUCAAAAAAGCCGAGCUUGACAAUGCGCGCCUCACAAAGGAAGUCGGCAAGGCACGCGAGACAGUCGACUUGCAGCGUCUACAAAUCGAUGGCCACGUUGCCGAGAUCGAGCGUCUCAACAAGUCGCGCGAGACCGAAAUCGCCCUGGCCAGAAGGGAGCGUGCCGGCAUGCAGCGAGACGUCUCGGACCUCCAGAGCGAGCUGCAGAAGUUCCGCAACCAGCAGCUUAAUGACCGUGGCGGAGUUUCGCGUAGCGUCUCUCAUAGCUUCAUGUCCGACACCCCCCAAGACGACAACGCUGAAGCAGAUGCUUUGGCCGCACGCCUGCGUGCUGCUUCUGCCGAAGCACCUCGCUCGCCCGGCGAUUCGGUCUACUCGGCCGACGGUGCCGUGCUCUCGCCUCUAGGCAAUCGUCUUGGACGCGACAAAGAGACCCAAGAUCUGCGCGCCAAACUUGCUCUUGCUCAGCGCAAGGCUGGCAAGGAUGCUGCCGAGAAGCGACGUGUCCGCGAAAAGAAUGCCGAGCUCACCAAGCUGCUCGUUAAGGCGGGCGUCAAGGUUCCCCAGGGUCUCGAUGACGAUGCAGAGACCAGCGAAGACGAAGAGCUCCACUGGCUCGACGAGAACGACGCCAACAGCCCCGCCGCCAAGCGUCUCUCUCACAUCCGCCUCAGCCGUCCAUCAUCGCUGCGACCCAGGUUAGGCCGCAAGAUGGGUAUGAUAUCGAGCAACUCGACCGACUCGAUCAUCGAAUUUGCAGAGUACGAAGACAAUACGCAAAUCCGCACGCCUGCUGGUCCGGACGAUGCUUCGCCGUCGCGCGCCAGCCUUGAUGGCAUGGACCCGGCGUUCGCCGAUUUCGAUCGGCCCGACGCUGCCAAUGCAAGCAUUGGCAGUACAGCCUCUCGCAACGCCCCCCGUGGUCAUCGUUCGCGCACCUCCAUCGGUAGCAGCCCGCUAGCUCGCAACGCUCAACUACCGGAGAUGGCCGACGGGCAAAAUAGUCCAUCGCAGCAACGCGAUCCGCCCAAGGCAGGACGACGUAGUGGAGCUACUGUGCGACCGGCAUCGGCUGUCUUUGAACCUAGCGCGCUCGGCAGUGAGCUCGGUGGAUUGGCAGCUGAGCUCGAACAGCAAGUUGACGUUCGGGAGAUGUUUGAGUCGAGCAUGCAAACCGACGCCCUGCCUGACCUAGUGACCCCAGCGCUAGUCAAGCUAGAGGAGCAACACAAGGCUGAGCUCGACGCUAUCCACAACCAACAUGACAACACCAUCGAGACGAUCCACGCAGAGCAUGCUGCAAAGAUCUCGACGCUACAGAGUCAACAUGCUCAAGCUAUCAAAGUGCUCCAACAAAAUCACGAGGAUCAGAUUGAUCAACUCUCUUCUCAGCACGAAAAUAGCCUCGCUGAAAGAGACGAAAAUCAUGCAGCUGCUCUGGAGUUAGCCUUGGUCGAGCGCAACAAGGUCCACGACGCUGCUAUUGCAGAGGCCCGCUCGCGUCACUCACGUGCCCUGGCAGAGCAAGUGGCCGCUUCGAGCGCCGCUCUGGCCGCUGCCGUGGCGUCGCACAAGACUUCCAGUGAGGACUUUGAGCGCAAGGUCAAGGAGGAAAAACAGCGCAAGGAGGAAACCCAUGCUUUUAUGCUCGGUCAAAAAGAGCGUCAUCACAAGGAAACGCUCGAAGCGCUCCAGGCAUCGCAUGCUGAAGCGCUGCAGAGCCUGCGCGACGAACACCACCAGCUGCUCUCCAUCCGAGAAGCCGCGCUCAAGGAGGCCAAGCAACAGCUUGCCGAGCGAGAUACUUUGAGCAAGGAAGCAGCCGCAUCGCACGCCGCCGAGGUGGCUAGGCUCAACGAGCAGCUUCAAGCAGCAAUUGGUCAACACGAAAAUGCUAUCAAAGAGCUUUCCAAUGCGCACGCUUCUGCCCUGGCUGAAUCACAGGAUCGUCACCGCGAGGCGGUUGCAAAGCACCAAAAUUCGAAAAGCGAGCUCGCCGCAGCUCAUGCGUCCGAGCUUGCUGCGCUGCAGGACGGUCACCGUGCCAAACUGGAUGAGCACCGAAAUUCGAUCGAGGAGCUCGUCACUUCGCAUGCUGCCGCCCUCUCUGUGCUUGAACAGAGUCACCGCGAGGCGCUUGCGACUCGCGAUAAUGACUUGCAGGCUGCAAAGCAAGAGGUCGACGCACGCACCAAGGAGCUGGCAGCACGCAACCAAGAGCUCGAGAUGCGGACUAAAGAGCUCGGAGCUGCCAAGGCCGAGAUCGACGACUUGCAGAAGAACAUCACUGCCCUGCGCGCCGAGAUGGAACAGCUCAAGCAGCAGCUCGCCGAGCUUCAAAAAUCGCACACCGCUGCCAAACGAGAACUUUCGGAGACCAAGUCGAGUCUCGACAUGGUCAACGAUAAGGUCCGAAGGCAGGAAGAAACGGCUCGUGAGCUCUCUCGACAGCGUGAGGCCGAGGCUACAGCUGCCGCAGCCGUUGUUGCCGCUCGGUCCCAGGCGCUCAACGACACGGCAGCUAAGAAGGAGCAGCUCGAAGCUGCUCACGCUGUUGCUGUAGCUCAGAAGGAGCGUCAACACCAGGAUGCGGUCAAGGAGCUCGAAGACCGCCAUGCCUCGGCAAUUGCUUCGAUCCGCAGCGAGCACAAGCAGGCGCUCGAAACACGCGACCAAGCUGUGCUCACGCACCAGCAGUUUGCUUCGCAGCGAGAGAAAGAGCUCGAGGCAAAACGCACCGAAUUACAGAAGGCACAAGCUCAAGUACAUUUGUUGCAAGAGCAGCUUGUCAGCGAGCGCGAGCGUGCCUUGGAGCAGCACCACAAUGAGGUCGACAAGGUGCACGCGCAGGUCAAGACGCUCGAGGUACAACUCGUCAGAGAGAGAGAGAGCGCCGUCGAAGAGCAACGCAGCCGGGUCGAAAAGGUACAAGCUCAAGUGAAACAGCUCGAGGAACAGCUAGCAAGCGAACGAGAACGUGCAGUGCAACAGCAGAAGAUUGAGGUGCAAAAAGUUCGGGUGCAGGUUCAGUCUCUUGAGUCUCAGCUCGUCAUGGAGCGCGAGCGUGCUCUCGAAGAGCAGCGCGUCCAAGUCGCCAAGGCCCAGGCUCAGGUGCAAGCGCUCGAGCAACAAAUCGAAAAGCUGCAGACCGACGCUAACACCUCGCAGCAGUCUCGCUCGCUGGCAGACACCAGCCUCAAGGAAGCGCAAACGGCUCACUCGGCUUUGCAGAAACAGCAUGACGAGCUCAAGGGAACUGUCACCUCGCUCCAGUCCAAGGUUCGCUACCUCGAGUCGUCGAUUGCCGCGCAGCGCUCGUCUACAGAGCAGAAUCGCCUUGCCUCGGACAAGGAGCUGCAGAUGCUCCAGUCAACGCUCAACACGGCUCAGAAGAAGGUGCGCGAGCAGGAGGCAGCGAUUGCAAAAGCAGAAGCUGCUGCUGCUGCUGCCGCUGCCGCCGCUGCAGCCGCAGAGGCACAACUUUUUGCCAAGAAGGACGACACCGUGACAGACAUAGAGAACGAGGCCGACGACUUCAAGGAUGCUGUCGAGGCAACCGACGCUCCAGCAGCUGAAGCCAAAAAGGGUCUUGCAGAGCCCAAAGCAACUCGUGUCGAGUUGAAGGAGUCGUCUUGCCAGACCGACGACGAGGUGUGGCAAUUGUUCCAGCAGCAACAACAAAGCAACUCAGUCGUGGCAGCUUCGGCUGCGUUGCCAUUGCAGCCCACGAAGGAGAACCUUGGCGCUUACAACAAACUGGUCAUCCUUGGUAACCGUGCUCGCGACUCGGUAGGCACGUUCGGAGGUGAUCGUGCAUCGUCGCCUGUCACUGUGCACUAUGGUGUAGACACGUUUGGUAGUCAGGCGCAGAGUCGCAGGCCGUCGAUCGACUCGACGGCGUCGCGUCUUACGGACAGGUAUGCCUCGGAAUCCAUCCCACCCGUACCAUCUCUUCCAGACAAGACCAAGGCACCGAUUUUGUCGAUGCCGCCUCCUCCCUCGAUGCCUCCUCCUUCGACGGUCAAAAGAAACGUCUCGGCGGCGGCUGGUGGUCAGGCUCCACCACGUCCUACUUCGCCACCUCCGGCUGACCUGCUUACGCGUGCUCAGCAGAUCCAUCUGCAAGUGCCUCCUGGUUCUGGCGAACAGCCUCGUUCUGUUUCGCGCGCAUCUGGUCGCAGCGGACCUCCCCCAAGUGCCUACCCGAUCAACAGCCGCGCUCGCCAGCAGAGCUCUGGUACGGGUAGCAUUCGUUCACGUACCUACUCGAACGACUCGACCAACCCACAGCCAUUGGAUAGCAGCAUCUACACAAACUUGGCCUCAGGUCGCAAGAGCAUUGGCUCGCGCAAGUCGGCUGCGCGACGCCCCGCUGCUGGUCCGCGUCAGUCGUCUUCUGCCUCGUUUGUGUCGGACGUCACCUCGGAAGUCAGCCGGCGCCUGUCGAUGAUGUCGUCUGCUGUCUCGGACGUCGACGCCGGUGACGAGACGUUUGUCGUGCGCGGACCCGGUGCUGCUGGCAAGGCUGGUCAGCGCGGACUUGGCGAGUUAGGUGCUGACGCGACGGACCCUGCUAUCAUCCACGCCAUUACGCAAACGAUGAUCGGCGAGUACAUGUACAAAUACACGCGCAAAUCGAUGGGACGUGGUGGUCAUUCGGACAAGCGCCAUCGUCGCUACUUUUGGCUGCAUCCGUACACCAAGAUGCUCUACUGGACGAUUAGCGAUCCUGGUGGAGCCAAGGUGUCGGAGGGUACGAGCAAGAGUGCGCCUAUCGAGAGCGUGCGCGUGGUCGAGGACAGCAAUCCGUCUCCUCCGGGCCUGCACUGCGAGAGCAUUAUCAUUACAACAGCUUCGCGCGAGGUCAAGAUCAGCGCUCCGAACCGCGAGCGACACGAAGCAUGGCUUGCGGCGCUCGAGUACCUGGUGCAUCGUCCAACGAUCCAGGACGCUACGGUGAUCGCCACCAAUGCUGCGCCGGAGCUAAUGAGCGAUGCUGAGAACGAUGCGGCGCUAGUGAUGCGAAGCGUGGGGCGUCGAGCCAAGCCGCGUGCUUCGGUCACAACGCUGGGUAGCACAUCGAUGACGGGACCGCGUAGGCUGUCGGGACAGCGCAGCUUUUUGGGGCGCCGAAUGUCGGAUCUCGGGGUGGGGACCGAGUCGACGCCUCGUCGACACGGCAGCGUAGGGGCGCAAAGUGUACUGUACCCUUCGUUGGGCAAGCGACGCGACGUGGCUGCCAAGGAAUGGCUGCAACAGCACGAGCACGAACGCGAACUGUCGGUCUCGAUGAGUCCGAGCCGGAGUGUAACCAAUGGCGUUUACCCUGCGAGCGUGCGCAGUGGAGAUGGAGCAGAGGAGGAUUUCGAGCUGUUGGAUUUGACGGCUACUCAAUCGCCGAUCCGUCGCGCGUUGGCGAAUGAUGAUCCACGUCUCAAGACAGCCGAGCAGAUGCUGGAGGAGGACGAGCCGGAGGAUUGGGAUGGACUGACGAAUGUGCGAGCGUGCUGCGAUGGCAAGCACGAUGUGGGAUCGCUAGCACACCAUCAUCACAGUCAGGCUGGAUCGGGGAGCGGCUCGCGAAAGUCUUCGCGUCUUCACCAUCGCGAAACGUCGGGGGGAUCGCGAAUUUCAUCGAUGGGGCUCAAAUUGAAGCUGGAUGCGGCAGUGCGGGCGAGUGAAGAAGGCGAGCAGCACCAUGUACCUCCGCCCGUGCCAAGGUUGCCGGCAUCGCUGUUGCCGACGGGGACAACGCUGGCGAAAAGCAUGCUGGAGCGCGAAAGCACGGACAGCAAUCACUCGAAUACGAGCAUGUUUAGCGGUGGCGCAAGCGGUGCAGCGCUCGAGCCGAGCCGGACUGCUGGUCGUGCUGCAACCAUGACGAUGGGACCCACUUACGGCCAAAGGGUGCAGCAGAUUCGCAAAGCUCGAAAGUCGGCUAGCAGCAGCAUUGGUGGGCGAUAG